GUAUACAUAAGACCCAGCACCAGCACGCGGAGGCAGCAGCUCGUGAGCUCACACUCAUCUCCCGUCUCCCCGAUCGAGCUUCAGUCACACAGGCAGCGCGAGGCGACCCAGCAACUCCACCCAUGGCGGACCGCGUCCACCCCGCGCCGCUGCUGCCGCUCUCCACCCCACCUGCCCCGCCAACCGACAACAGCGACGCCGCCGCGGAGACCGCGCCGCUGCGCUCCACCUCCACGCCGGCGCCAGGCGCCUCGUACAUCGUGCAUGUGCCCAAGGACCAGGUGCUCCGGGUCCCGCCCCCGGACCGCGCGCGCAGGUACAGCAAGCUCGCCGCGCGGCCGGCCCGGCGCCGCAUGCUCCGCCGCGCCUGCUGCGGCGCGUGCUGCGCGCUCCUCCUCCUGCUCGCCCUCGCCGCCGCGUUCGUCGGCGCCGUCUACCUCGUCUUCCGCCCCAGGGCGCCGUCCUUCUCCGUCACGUCCCUCUCCGUCGCCGGCCUCCUCGACCCCUCCCCCGCCAAGCUCCACGCCGCCGUGCGAGCGGACAACGGCGCCAACAAGAAGGUCGGCGUCGACUACCGCGGCGGCGGCGAGGUCAGCGUCUCCUACUCCGGCCUCCUCCUCGCCACGGGCCGCUGGCCGGCCUUCUACCAGGCGCCGAGGAACGUGACGCUGAUCUCGAUGCCGCUCACCGGGAAGGGCGGCGUGGCCCUCACGGAGGACCAGAGGGGGCGGCUGGCGGAGCAGGCGGCGGCGGGCGCCGUGCCGCUGACGGUGGAGGCGCGCGUGCCGGUGCGCGUGAGGCUUGGGAAGGUGCUGCGGACGUGGACCGUGGACGUGUGGGCGCGGUGCGAGGUCACAGUGGACAGGAUCGACGGCGAGACGACGGCCGCCAACAGGGGGUGCACGGUCAAGGCCAAGCCGCUCUGGUGGUGGUGGUGAUCGCCGGGGGCGGGGCGGCGUGAACCAUGCACGGAGACGGAGGCUCUUUGAUAAGAUCACGGCACCCGAUGAAUUCGGUUAUUACUACCGAUGAAGUGGAUUAAUUCGUGUGAUCUGCAGAUUUUUUUGGGGGGAUGCAUGCAAAUAGUACAAUCAAUCAGCAGAGCAUUCUCAUCAGUUGCAGAUGCAUGUAUGCUUCUGCUUGCAUAAAAAAAAAAAACUUGAGUCGAUGAA
Molecule: messenger RNA, 1172 nt
Organism: Hordeum vulgare subsp. vulgare (domesticated barley)
Lineage: Eukaryota; Viridiplantae; Streptophyta; Magnoliopsida; Poales; Poaceae
Product: NDR1/HIN1-like protein 13
Exons: 1
Coding region: 123-938 (271 amino acids)
Cellular component (GO): plasma membrane
Source: RefSeq, a predicted model, not a curated record